UAAAUUAUAGUCAUCCCCCAGUCUUCUUGUCACUCACAGUCACAGGUCACAGCACACACAGCAAGUCAAUCAGAGAGAAAUAGAGAGUAUCGAGCGAGUGAGGAAGAGACGACAAUGGGGGAAACGAAGAAGAGUGAAAUUGUUCACUCACCACUAGUCACCUACGCUUCCAUGAUUUCUCUCCUCACACUCUGUCCUCCAUUCGUAAUCCUCCUAUGGUACACCAUGACACUCGCCGAUGGAUCCAUUUUACAAACAUUCAACAACUUGAACCAAACCGGCGUCAAAACCUUCUUCCUCCAUUCAUGGCCCAAACCCUCUGCAACCGCUUACAAAAUCAUCGCCGUCUACGCCGCAUUUGAAGCCGCGCUUCAGCUUCUUCUCCCCGGUAAAACUGUUCACGGCCCUGUCUCCCCCGCCGGCAACGUACCUGUCUACAAGGCGAAUGGUGUUGCAGCGUAUCUAGUGACUUUGAUUACUUAUCUUGGUUUAUGGUGGUUUGGGAUAUUCAACCCUACAAUUGUUUAUGAUCAUUUGGGAGAGAUAUUUUCAGCCUUGAUCUUUGGGAGCUUGGUCUUUUGUGUUCUCUUAUACAUAAAAGGUCAUUUGGCACCAUCUUCCACGGAUUCUGGUUCCUCGGGGAACAUAAUCAUUGAUUUUUACUGGGGUAUGGAGCUCUAUCCACGCAUUGGAAAAUAUUUUGACAUAAAAGUUUUCACAAACUGUAGAUUUGGAAUGAUGUCAUGGGCUGUUCUUGCACUAACCUAUUGCAUAAAGCAGUAUGAAGAAAAUGGGAAAGUAGCUGACUCGAUGCUUGUAAAUACUACAUUAAUGCUGGUGUAUGUUACCAAGUUUUUCUGGUGGGAAGCUGGAUAUUGGAACACAAUGGAUAUUGCACAUGAUCGAGCUGGAUUUUAUAUUUGCUGGGGCUGUUUGGUGUGGGUUCCAUCUGUGUACACUUCUCCUGGAAUGUACCUUGUCAACCAUCCUGUAAAUCUUGGCACCCAGCUUGCUCUUUUUAUCUUAGUGGCUGGCAUUCUUUGCAUAUACAUCAACUAUGAUUGUGACAGGCAAAGGCAAGAAUUUCGUCGGACAAAUGGAAAAUGCUUGGUCUGGGGAAAAGCUCCAUCAAAGAUAGAGGCCUCAUAUACUACUAGUUCUGGGCAAACAAAAAGAAGCCUUCUUUUAACCUCUGGAUGGUGGGGAUUAUCUCGUCAUUUUCAUUAUGUCCCUGAAAUACUAGCUGCUUUCUUCUGGACAGUGCCAGCUCUUUUCAAUCAUUUUUUACCUUACUUCUAUGUGAUAUUUCUUACCAUCCUUCUUUUUGAUCGAGCAAAAAGGGAUGACGAUCGAUGCAGAUCCAAGUAUGGCAAGUACUGGAAACUGUAUUGCGACAAGGUUCCUUACAGAAUCAUUCCGGGAAUAUACUGAAGAAUGAUUAUGCCGUGUGUUAGCUAAGGACGCCAUGGUUACUUCUUUUGUUGUUGACCACCUCCACUUGGUGCACUUGAGAUGCAAGUUAGAAUUAGCUGAGAAUUAUUGAGCGAGAUCUUGUUAGCAAAUGUUGUGACUUCUAUUUCAUUCUAGAGCUGUGUUUAUCUAUAACUAGAUAUUAGAAAAUAAAAUUUGAAAAUAAAAUCAGAAUUGAUUAUUUUCGAAAAA
Molecule: messenger RNA, 1662 nt
Organism: Lotus japonicus
Lineage: Eukaryota; Viridiplantae; Streptophyta; Magnoliopsida; Fabales; Fabaceae
Product: 7-dehydrocholesterol reductase
Exons: 13
Coding region: 115-1431 (438 amino acids)
Biological process (GO): sterol biosynthetic process; brassinosteroid biosynthetic process
Cellular component (GO): endoplasmic reticulum membrane
Molecular function (GO): oxidoreductase activity, acting on the CH-CH group of donors, NAD or NADP as acceptor
Source: RefSeq, a predicted model, not a curated record